This is a messenger RNA of Patella vulgata (common limpet), 7276 nucleotides long. RefSeq names its product vesicular acetylcholine transporter. Bases 614 to 2497 code for a protein of 627 amino acids. NCBI's taxonomy places the organism in Eukaryota, Metazoa, Mollusca, Gastropoda, Patellidae. Gene Ontology annotation, cellular component: AP-2 adaptor complex; membrane; cytoplasm. The transcript has 14 exons. Gene Ontology annotation, molecular function: choline O-acetyltransferase activity; xenobiotic transmembrane transporter activity; acetylcholine transmembrane transporter activity. The record is from RefSeq and is a predicted model, not a curated record. Gene Ontology annotation, biological process: neuromuscular synaptic transmission; xenobiotic transport; transmembrane transport.
AAUCGAGUAUUGUGUAUGUAUACGACGAUUAGCUUCGUUUCUGCGAGUGAUGCCAUUAAUCAAGUAAAACCCCAAUAAUGUAGUUAUAGUAACGAUUCAGAUCAAUGUUCGAUUCAUGUUUGCUUCAAUUCGCUUCACCAAAUCUUUCUUACACGAUGUUUUAUACUAACUACAUAGCUAGAAGGUCCGAAUCUUGAUAACAUAAAGGGCGUGGUUUAAUAUGUUAAUUGAAUUCUUCUACCCCCACUAUUCCAUAUACGGAAACGAGACAUCGAUUCUUGGUCGUAUUAUCAUCAUGGAAUCAAUCACGUGACUUCAUUAUAUUUAAAACAUUUGCUACUUGUUAUACGACUGCCAUUUGGGAAAUUUUAACCACCAAAAGACGCGGGUUCUGCUUCUUAAAGGGUUAUCUGAUCUAAUCGCCUGCCAGGAACAAUUAUCCCAUUCUUCAAAAAGGCGAUACAAAACACAAUUUGCCUCUGUGUUAUAGAAAACUAUUCAAUUCCAGAAAAUUGCACUGAAUUCUAAGGUGAAGGUUUUUAAGUGUAUAUUGAGGGGAAGGGGGAUUCAGUUACAAGAAGAAUUAAGAAGAUAUUCAAGGUUAAAAUUCAAAAUGGCAGGCAAUUCCGGUCAAAUAAAUGGAUCAGCUGACAUAUUACAAAAGGACCUCCUUCCCAAACUACCGGUUCCUAAUCUCCACUCCACUCUAGAGAAAUACCUAUCAUUAAUGAAGACAGUUUUGACGUCGCAGCAAUACUCUCGAACCAAAUAUUUGGUUGCUGAAUUCGGUAAAUCUGGCGGCGUAGGUGAAAAGGCACAAGAAUAUGUGAUAAAACAGUUUGACCUUAAAGAUAAUUGGAGUUAUGACUGGUGGUUAGAAGAUAUGUACAUGAAGAUCAGAUUAGGAUUACCGAUUAACUCUAAUCCAGGGGGUUUAUUCCCAACACAAACUUUUAAAAACCAGACACAACAUUUACAGUAUGCUGCCAAAUUAUUAUGUGGAAUUUUAGAUUUUAAAGCGAAAGUAGACAAUGGGUUAUUAAUACCAGAACGUGCUAGUCACAGUAAUAAGGGUCAGUUACUGUGUAUGGAUCAGUGGUAUAGGUUUUUAUCAUCAUUUCGUGAACCAGGAGUAGGCCAAGAUAUCCAGAGACAAGAUGUCUGUCCACGGGCCGAUGGCAAUAAUGUAAUAGUUGCUUGUAGAAAUAGGUAUUUUAAGUUAAAUUGUGGUCCCAUAGGAACAGUUCCCUCCAUAAAACAAAUAUUUGAAUGUUUAAAUGAAAUAGUCGAUACAGUAUUAGAUGAACCAUGUGAAGCACCACCUAUCGGUAUAUUGUCAUCAGCAGAUAGAGAUCAGUGGGCUAAAGCCAGAUUGAGACUUUUAGAAGACCCGGUUAACCAAGCCAGUAUUAAAGAUAUUGAAACAAGCUGUAUGUUAUUGUGCCUGGAUAAACAAACGUUACCUUCUGAAAAUUCGUUUGAUGACGAUAUUGGUGACGUAGCAUGCCUAGAACACGUGUUACACGGACAGGGAUCAAAACGGAACAGUGGAAACAGAUGGUUCGAUGUCACAUUUCAGUUAAUCGUAGCAGAAAAUGGAACAAAUGGCUUUAAUUAUCAGCAUUCUAUCUGUGAAGGCAUGGCUGUCGUUGAUUUCUGUGAACACGCUCUAGUGUAUGAAGAACGUGUAGACAACGUGACGUCAUUGAAUAAGCAGAAAUUGGCCAAACCUAAACAGUUAGAGUGGAAUGUGUCGACGGUAACCCUUGACGAUAUUCAAGUAGCCACGCAACAAAUGGAUGGGUUAAUUGCUGAUGUACAACUAUCCGUUUUAAAUGUUGAUACUUUUGGACGCGAAUUCCCUAAAAAACACAAAAUGAGUCCCGAUUCUUUCAUUCAACUAGCUUUACAAUUAACACAUUACAAGAUCCAUGGUACACUAGUAUCAACGUAUGAAAGUGCAUCUGUGAGGCGUUUUCGGUAUGGACGUGUAGACGUGAUAAGGGGAAAUUCCCCUGCAGCUUUAGAGUUUGUUCGAGCUAUGGUUGGAGAAUGGCAAACAACUGAUGAAGAUAAAUAUGCUUUAAUGAAGGACGCUAUCUUGUGGCAGAGUAAUUAUAUGAAGGAAUGUAUCCAGGGUUACGGUAUAGAUCUACAUAUAUUAGGUUUACGCGAGGCAUGUAAGGGGUUGAAUAUACCAUUACCAGGUUUAUUUACUGAUGAUAGUUACAGAUUGUUUAAUAACUUUGCUCUGUCUACUAGUCAGGUUGGUACCAAAAACAUGACAGCUGUCUGUUAUGGCGCUGUUGUACCAGAAGGUUAUGGCGUCUGCUACAAUCCUCGCCCAUCGUCUUUCUAUGCAGUAGUGACGUCCUUCCGGCGUUGCCUAGAUACCGAUUCCACCAUGUUUGCCAACAGUUUAGAAGCGAGUUUAUUACAGAUGCAGGGUCUGUGUGAACGAUGUGAUAUUACUGAAGUGCCCAACCAUCAGUUAUAGAUAAACAGGGUUAUUUUCAGUAACUUCUUUUAAAUUAGUUUCAUAGAGGAUAACUAUUGAAAUUAUAAUGUAGGCAUUAUUCAACGACUUCUAAAAGAGAGUUUAUUAAUGACUUUAUAAGAACAGAAGUAGACCUUUUUUGAAGUCAUUGGUCUACAAGAAUACAAAUUUCGUUCAGUGGCAGUGUGGAACAUUAAUGCACUGUGACACUGUGGCUAUACAUGUAGUAGAUAACAAGUGAAUGUAGAUAGAUUAUGGAAUUGGUAGUGUUAGGUAACCUGUCGCGCAAUAUAUUUUACGCCUGACUCAACUUUUUACAACCUUUAAUAUGUUAAAUCUAAGUUAUACUAUUGUUAUACCACAUAGUGUACAUAUGUAGAUGAUAGUUAUUAAUGUUAUUUUUAACGUGUAUAAUAUGUAUUUUUAUAUAGGUAGUGUCAGGUAGUAGGGGUUAGAUCUUUAUAGAAUACCAUAUUAAUUAAAUAUUGUUGUGUAAAAUAUGGAAUAUCUGAUUUAAUCAAUAGCAAUUGUCUUCUCGCUUGCCAGCAAAUUAUUACAUAGAACGGAGUGAUUAAAAUUGAAACUUAAUUCUUAUACCAAAACACUGAAUUAAUUUUAUUGUUAUUUUGGAACAUUGUUAAUAUUUAUCUAUAAACGUUUUCGCUUGUUGCGCCUGGUUUUUCUCCUUCAGAAUUAAGUCUGAUAUUCCAUUUUUAAAAGUAAUGUAGUCAGUAUAUUGUCCAACACCAACAAAGGAAUGAUGUUUUAUAAUGUCAGUAUUAUGAAACAGUAAACCAUAUAUCCCAUACAUAUCACAUAGAGAAACAUAGUUAUAUUUAGUAGCAGACGAUAGUUGUGAUAGAGUAGUACAUAGUUUUGAUAGUAUUUUUAAAUGAACAAUACAUAGUAUCUGUUAAUAUACAACUUUAUGUCAAUGAGCAGUAUGAUCUGUUAAUAUACAACUUUAUGUCAAUGAGCAGUAUGAUCUGUUAAUAUACAACUUUAUGUCAAUGAUGAGUAUGAUCUGUUAAUCAAUAUAAAACUUUAUAUCCAUAUACAUAAUGAGCAGUAUGAUCUGUUAAUAUUCAUCUUUAUGUCAAUGAUGAGUAUGAUCUGUUAAUUAAUAUAAAACUUUAUGUCCAUAUACAUAAUGAGCAGUAUGAUGUGUUAAUAAUUAACUUUAUGCCAAUGAUGAAUAUGUUUGAAAUGAAAAAGUAAAUACAGGACUGGUAGUGCAUGAAACAUUGAAAUGCAAGUUAAAAUACACUAAUGAUGUUGCAUUGUUGAUUUCUGGUUUUACAGAUAUUUACAAUUGUUUAAAUACUGUUACAAAUGUCAAAGUAAUCAACGGAAAGCGAGUACCAUAUGAACUGUAAGCUAUAUGGAAUGCAAUCAAAUGGACAUGCUCUUUACGAAAAAGAUACGGAAAUAAAAUAGAAGCAGUCUGUGAGAUUAUUAUAUUAUUCGUUUUGUGUAUAUUCUUUUUGUUGUUUUCUUGUUAUGAAUAUAUCGACUAUUAUUAUUUAUGUUAUUUUCUUUAUCCAUGCGUGUCAAAUACACGUACUGGUAAAAAGUUGGUUUCAAUACAAAGUUAUUGUUGUGAUUCAGUGAUUGUGAUAAUAUUGUGAUAAACACGAUAUAAAGGUCGGUAUAAAGUGCAAUACGUUGAAUUGGUUAUAAUUAUGGAAACCGUACACUUAUUAUAAUAAUAUAGUUCACUUAUAUGAUAUGUGUAUUCAACAUUAUUUGUUAUAUUUAUAUUAUUAUGUGUUUAUGUUCCAUACAUAUAGACAGUUGUGUUGAUGAAUGCGUGACACCCUGACUUAUGGAAUAGAAAGAUUAUGCUGAUUUAAGUUUAAAACGUUGAACAGUUGAAUACAGUUUCUCAAUAAUGUUUACGUACAGAUGUAGACAAUUGUCUUUAAUACCUUUUCAUUUUUUAAAAAAAAAAAAGUGCAAUACGUUUUGUAAUAUGUUACGAAUACGUGUAGGUAGUUCUAUUUAUUUUUUUUUAUUUUAUUAUUUUUUUUAAAAAAAAAAAGGUGCAAUACCUUUAUGUGUUAGGUAUAAUAACCGGAACAAUACACUUAUAUAAUGUAUUUAUCUAUUAUUAUUGUUAUUUGUUAUAUGAUAAUUGGUAAUAUUAUUGUUUACCUAUAGACAGUUUGCUCUAUAUUAUAUGUCAUAGACAUGUACUGUAUAUCAUUAUUAAUGUUUUAGAGGACUAUAACAAGUAAUACAACAAAACAGCAGUUGGCUAUUAAAUUACCAAAUCAAUUCAUACAUUUUAUGUUAAUUUGCACAUUUUAAAAGGUGGUUUAAUAUGACUAAGAUACCAUGGUGGUGAUGCUUUAAAGCAGAUGGUAUAUGCACAAAUAACGACAUCAGCUACUAGAAUCAGCUUAGAAAUUUUUCAACAUCCCUUCCGUUCAAAGACCACAUUAAAAUUAUUGCUUCCGUGGCCUUACUGUCGGAGUCACAACUUGCAGUUGUUUACUGGAACAUGUAGAAACAGAUAAAUAUUGCCAUUUUAAACUUGUAGACGCCAUAUUGACACAUCCCCUGGUAUUUUUGACGUCAUUAAUAGAUUCUUGAAGUAUCAAAAGAAUUUAAAUGUUCAUCCGAGUAACUGUCAUGAUCAUAUAUAUUUUGUUAGAAUUAUAAUGAACAUGUCAAGGCGUAAACGAAGAUGUUUUAUCAGUUGUAGAUGCCAUUUAUUUAUUUUUUUCUUACAUAACUUCGAUUUACCACAAGUAUAGUUCUAAGAAAUCAGUCUGUGAAUAUAAUGUGGCUGUAAUAGAACAAAGCAUAUUACUAACUAUUCCAUAUAGAUUUUGACAAAUAUUGUCUUUAUACACCCACAUUGUCGUCGCCCCUGUCCGUCUGGACGUCCGUCCGUCCACGAUUUGUUUGUGGACAGUCUACAGGUCCGAUUUAUCCGAUUUUGACGAAACUUGACAUAUAGGGUUAUCUCCUAAAGAUCUCGGUUCCUUUCGAUAUUGGCAUGUAUCGGGCAGUAACUUCAUGGAUUAUGGUCUCCGAUUGUACGAAUCACAUUGUUAGAUUGUGGAAACUCUAGAGGUCACAAUUUGUAUCCGAUUUUGAUGAAACUUGAAAUGUAUGUUUUUAACAUCAAGACCUCAGUUCAUUCGAUAUACGCGCAACGUCCUGGAUUGUGGCCUCUGAUUGUACGAGGUCACAAUUUUUAAACAAUCUAAAAGAAAAACGUUUGAAUAACGGUUGAGUUCGAAUUUCAUGAAAAUCAGACCGAAACUACCGCACAAAAUGGCCGCUAUAUGUACGCAAAUAAUAUUAAAGUAUGUAAUAUCAAGGUUGUGGACCCUCUAGAGGUCACAAUAUUGAUCCGAUAUGGUUAAAUUUAAAGCAAGCGUUUAUUCGCGCAUAUCGAACCAUAACUUCCUGAAUUAUGGUCCCUGAUUGUAGGAAAAAAUGGCGAUUUUAGCUUGUGGACCCUCUAUAGGUCAUAAUUUUCAUACCAUUUUAAAAAUCGUUUAAAUUUAUGACCGUUACACCCUGAUGAUGGUUGAGUUCGAAUUUCGGAAUAAUCGGACCGACACUACCCAACAAAAUGACAGCCCUUGUACGCAAAUAGACUAAAAAUAUGUAAUACGAAGGUUGGCCGUUUUUUGUCCGAUUUUGAUCAAACUUAAAAUAUAUCUUCAUAUCCAAAAGAUCUCAGCUCCUUUCGAUAUUUGCGCAUUUCAGACCAUUUCUUGCUGGAUUGUACGAAAAAUCACAUUUUUAGCUUGAGGACCCUCUAUCCGAUUUUAAAAACCGUUUAAAUAUAUCACCGUUGGACGGUAAUGAAGGUUGAGCUCAAAUUUUGGGGAAAUCAAAAUGAAACUGCCCAACAAAAUGGCCACUCACUGUAUGCAAAUAGUGUAAAAGUAUGUAAUACAAAGGUUGUGGAUCUUCUAGAGGUCACAAUUUUUGUCAGAUUUUGAUGAAACUUAAAAUGUUUAUACCCCAAAGAUCUCAGUUGCUGUCGAUAUUCGCUCAUGUCAUACCAUUACUUACUGGAUUAUGGCCCCUGAUUGUACGAAAAAUCACUUAUUUUUUUAGCCUGUUCUCUAUCUAUCUCUUCAAAAUGUGGGUGUAUCUUGCAUGGCAACUAUUUGUUCAUUUUAAAGUGACUUGAAAGUGAUCUGAAAAAAAAACGACGGGGGGGGGGGGGGGUUGUUGUUAAAUAGUCGGCUUGUGAUCGUUAUUUUCAAGAAUAUUGUUUUGAAUAUGGACCACUUGUAUAUUAAAAGAAGUAAAUAAACAUAAAAUUGUUGAUAUGAUAAAAUUAGUUAUGAUUUGUGUAAUCAUAUUACCAAUGACCACUGCAUACAAUUUUUUGCAAAUUCACCAAGCAGUUAUGGGCCAAACCAUAGAUAUCAGACACUUGGGUGUACAAGAUGUGAACCUAUAUGAGGACUUUAAUUUUAUAGGUAAAAAAAGGAGUCAAAACUAAAUAUUAAAGAAAAUGUAAGUUAUAAUGAUUUAUGGGAUAGAAAAUAACCUAAGCAUUAUAUCAUGUUUCUAUCAUUGAUUUUCUUCUUCUAUGAUACCAAAAGUGACUGCAACCAGCUAUUUGGCUCAAUUAUAACAAAUCAUACGUCUGAGGAAUUUAUCUUUCAGAUAACGAAUACCAAAAAAUACGGCAAUUUAAGGGUUUUAUGCCUUAGUUUAAGUUCAGCCUGUCAGGUCAUAUUAUUCCAUAAAAGUAUUCUUAACACAAAUUAUUAUAGAAAUGUCAUAUCCUAAUACACGGUA